AUGGGUAAUCACACAUCAGUAUUUCUUCUCUUGGAAUUCUCAAGCAUUCGGGAGCAACAAUUUAUCUAUAUGGCUUUAUUCCUGAUACUUUAUGGAAUGACAGUAAUAGGGAAUGUUCUUGUUAUCAGUGCAAUCAUUGCUAACUACCAUCUUCACACUCCAAUGUAUUUCUUUGUAAUGAAUUUAGCUAUUCAAGAUGUUGGUUCUGUUUCAAUCAUUAUCCCCAAAGCUGUUUUUAAUCUUGUUAUGAAUAUAAGGUAUAUUUCUUAUUCUGGUUGUAUUGCUCAACUCUUCUUAUUUAUUUUCUUCCUGGGUUCUGAUAUAGCCUUCCUUACAGUCAUGGCAUAUGAUCGGUAUGUUGCUAUUUGCAACCCUUUACAAUAUGAAAUGAUAAUGAAUAGGAAUGCCUGCAUCACAAUGGUUGGCAGUGUGUGGAUUGCCAGUUUUCUCAAUGCUGUACUAAACACCUCUGAAACAUUCACUACUCCUUUCUGCUCUAAUAUUAUCAAUCAGUUCUAUUGUGAAAUUCCAUAUUUACUUAAGAUUGCCUGCUCUGAUUCAUACAUAAAUGAAAUUGGAGUUGUAAUGUUCAGUUCUAUAUUAGGUUUUGGAUGUUUCAUCUUCAUUAUUGUUACUUAUGUGAAGAUCUUCUCUGCUGUUCUAAAAAUCCCUUCAGUUCAAGGAAGGAAAAAGGCCUUCUCCACUUGCCUUCCACACCUCACUGUCUUUUCCAUAUUUUUAUUUACUGCCUACUUUGCUUAUCUAAGGCCCAUAUCUGACAAUCCUUCACAUCUUGAUUUUGUAAUUACAAUAAUGUAUUCUGUUUUCCCCUCCAUACUAAAUCCAUUAAUCUACAGUAUGAGAAACAAGGACAUCAGAGUUGCUCUUUCAAAAUUUCUUAGCCUGAGAGCAUUUCUUUUUUAA
This is a messenger RNA of Protobothrops mucrosquamatus (brown spotted pit viper), 924 nucleotides long. Its product is annotated as olfactory receptor 14A16-like. Gene Ontology annotation, biological process: G protein-coupled receptor signaling pathway. NCBI's taxonomy places the organism in Eukaryota, Metazoa, Chordata, Lepidosauria, Squamata, Viperidae. The transcript has a single exon. The record is from RefSeq and is a predicted model, not a curated record. The coding region runs from base 1 to 924 and encodes 307 amino acids. Gene Ontology annotation, cellular component: membrane. Gene Ontology annotation, molecular function: olfactory receptor activity; G protein-coupled receptor activity.